This is a messenger RNA of Anastrepha ludens (Mexican fruit fly), 2812 nucleotides long. RefSeq names its product peptidoglycan-recognition protein SD. The coding region runs from base 410 to 1312 and encodes 300 amino acids. Gene Ontology annotation, biological process: peptidoglycan catabolic process. The transcript is spliced from 5 exons. The record is from RefSeq and is a predicted model, not a curated record. NCBI's taxonomy places the organism in Eukaryota, Metazoa, Arthropoda, Insecta, Diptera, Tephritidae. Gene Ontology annotation, molecular function: zinc ion binding; N-acetylmuramoyl-L-alanine amidase activity.
CUCAGCAGCACUCAAACGUUUGUCCAGCAACGCGAUCAUUUCAAUCUCAGCAACCGCUGCCAAAGCGUGUGUAAACAAAUUGUCUGCCGUUUCAAAUACAAGUACAAAUUUCUUUACUGGCAUACCAACAUUCGUGUCAAAUAAAAAAGCAUUCGCAGAUCAAAAUAAUGAAAGACUUCUCAACAAUUGGUUCCCCGACUCAGAAUUUGCUGGUUGGCGUGUGACAGUAAAAGCAGCAAAAUAUAGCAAGAACAUAAAAUCAACUGACUCUACAUCAGCGAGAGGGAAGCUACUAGAUGCUAAACUGCGGAAUUACUGAAUUCAAAAUAUAAACAAGAGUUGACCGCGUUCAUAGUGCACCGAUUCGGGACUUACGACCAAAGCGUUAAUAUCUACAUUACGGCGCACUAUGAGAGGUAUACGUGCAAAUGAUCGAUUGGCCAUGUCAUGCGGUGAGCUCUACGCCGUCAUCUCGCGCACAUCGCAGACUUCAGUCAAGUCAACGGCGAUCACCAAUGAAACGAAUGAGCGGGCACCUUUGUUAAAGGACAGCAAAAGCUAUGGUGGCACCUCAACGACGACAAUCUGUAAGAGUAGAGCUGGUAGCAGCUAUUGCAGCGAUAACGAUAGCCGCAAUAUCAAAGGAGACUAUGAUGACAUCACUAGCUCGGGAUCUAGGAAGCAUCGCUUGGACUGCUGUGCAUAUAUGAAAAUUAUGACAUUUGUUUCGAUUCUAGGUGGUUGUUGUGUUAUUGCCACUUAUCUCUUAAUUGCUGAAUCGCGGUCGCCUACUGUAGAAUUCUCGUUGGAUCUGGUACAUCGUGACUUAUGGAGUAAUGUUUCCACACCAAUCGCAGACUCUCUAAACUAUUAUGACGUGGAAAAUAUUGUGAUAAUGCAGACUGGUGGCUUAAGUUGUGUCGAAUUUCAAAAAUGCUUACAAACUCUGCGUGAACUUCAAAGAGAGUACCAAGAAAAACAAGGUAUUAUACAGGAGCUUCCAUUUAACUUUCUGAUCGGCGGAGAUCGGCAAACUUAUGAAGCACGCGGUUGGAAUUAUGAAAGUGGUCUGCCUUUGGUGCAACAGAAUGCCUCGUUGGUUAUCGCCUUCAUAGGCAACUACACAAUUUUGGCGCCCAGUUCGCUGCAGUUACGGUCUGCUGUUUCGCUUAUUGCCGAGUCAGUGCGCCGAAAGAAACUCCAAAGCCAAUAUAAAAUUUUCGGUCUGCGAAAUUUGACAAACGGCCAAAAUGAUGGAAAGGCGCUCUUUGGUGCUAUUGGUCAGUGGCAGCAGUUUGCAGGACUGAUCUGACUAUGAUCUCUACUAGUAGGUGUAAUCGAUGUCCGAAUGUAUCUAAAUGUGCUUUUAGUUUUAAUAGAUUUGAUUCUCAGCUGACAUUUUGCGCUUCAACGCAAGCUCGAAAAACGAAUUUAAAUCGAAAAUGUGUUAGUAUUUUAAGAAAUAAGGAAAUCAUUUAUUUAGCUGUUGCGCAGUUACAUAAAACAACAAAGCGCUUAAUUAUAGAUAUAUUUAUAAGUAUAGUUCAUGUACACAUAUACGUGUGUAUGUGGGGUAAACGAGAAUGUGUAUGUGUGUAUUUAAUAUACAUUUGCUUUCUAUGCGUAGUAUGUAAGUAUAUAUACUCGUAUAUGUAAUACUAAAUAUGUGAUACAAAGCGUACAAUUUAUGCCUCUCGGCGCUAUUAUUCCAUAAUGUACUCUACUAAUCGCAAGCUAAAUAGAUGAAAUUAUUAUUUUACAAAAUAUAAGACUUAUUUUAAGUAAUGUAAAUUAACACAUCACGCACAUCAACACAGCACCUGUGAGCUUAACUCAUUCAAAUUCAUUCCUCUUCCUCGCCUGUACAACGUUCAGACGACUUAAUCCUAAUCCUAAUCGAAAUCCAGUUUACGAAAGCUACCCUCAAUCGACUCGAUCUGCGUCACAAAUUUCAUUCCAUUGUUGGUUUUGUCCGCGUUGAAACUACUUUUCCGCAAUAUGCCACGAUCACUCAAGAGCGCUAUCUUGUCUAGGUUGAGUAUCUCCUCGCGCUUAGCGACCAAUUCGUCCUUCCACAAUUCGACCAUCGCCUUCAAGGGCAUUUGACCGCCCAGUUCCUGUGGCAGGCAAGCCGGAUCGACAUGCUUCGCCAGUUCUUUGUCGUGUGUGUAAAGUGCGAGGCGAUUGCGUAUUUUCGAGCUGACAUGCCCCUUCACGAAAUCGAUCAGCCAUUUCAGUGUCGCCGGCACAUUCACCAAAUGUAUCUCCUUGUGACGCAACGGUAGCGAUUGUUCGCUCCACUUGAAAACGCGUGCAAAUUCUGUCGGAUUCCAAUUCGUCACAUGCGAUGUGGUGACACCGGCAAAGUCGCCGACAUGUAUAAGUCCACAGAUCUGUGUGGCUUGGUCCUCCAUUAGGCACUCGUAGGUGAGAAAAUGUGCACGCGCCUGAUCACUGCUGCUGUAUAUCUUUGGAUUGAAGCCUUUGGCGUUAAUUAUCACCACACGACGUCCGUUCUUGUCACGUUUGGGUGAGACAAAAAUGUAGCCGCUGUUUAUUAUGUCGUUCAACUUUGGCUCCAGAAAGUCCAACUGUGUGCUCAUGUGGGGAAAAGUGCGUCGCACAUUCAAGUACUUAAGUAGUGUCUGCUGAGCCAUGGGCACACUAUACUUUUUACAACGCAGGAAACGCAGUAGGAACUGUUCGUCGAGGCGGACAUCACGCAAAUCUUCAUGCUUCAGUAUCCAAUUACGCAGUUGUUCCAGACUUUGCUCGCGUGUACAUUUGUCUUCGCGCAAUUCACGUUUUGCAA